GGUUCUCCCGGGGAGGGUUGGCCUGGGGCAGCCGCGGAGGGGGCGGUGGGUCCUGCGGGACUGACGCGGCGGGAGAGGUGAGGCUGUUCUGAGGGGUUUCGGGCGAGGCUGUCUUGCUAAUGGAGUAAUUUAGCGAUUUAAAAAAAAAAAAAAAAAAAAAGCCUAUAAAGCACUCGUGCCCGCGGUGCCGGAGCAGCCUGUUGGCAGCUGAGGAGUCCGGACCGCGGGCUGCUGGGCUGCUCGGACGGCUGCUCCGUGCUCGGGCGUUUUUGCUGCGGUCAGCUCGCAGGGCCCGUUCGGCUGAGGACGGGGGAGAUCUCCCCGGCGUCUCCCCUGCCCAGGCCCUGCUUGUAGCCAGGGGGAAGCGCCCCUUGUCAGCCGCUGUCCUCGGAAUCUCGGGAGCCGGAGCGAAGAGCUGCAAGGGGGGGCCGUGCGCCGGGACAUCCCCGUUCUGCUGAAGGGAGCUCCCGUCUGGCGGGGAUGUUUCGCUUGUUCUUAAACACUGGAUAUGCUGGCUCAAUGAACUGUUACUCCAGGAAGCAGAGCUGAAAGGACAAGCUGAGAAGACAUUGUUACGGUGGCAAGCAGGAAUGCAAUGCUUUCCCAAAAGUCUCUCAUCUAGGGAAGCAUGCACAUGCUCUACUGCAAGAAGGCAACAUCUGGGGCUCUUUAAACCACUGAGAGUAACCUCAUCCAACUUUCUCGGUGCCUGCUGAAAAAGUCUUCUAUCUUUAAAGCAGACUACAAGACUAUCCUCCUCAGAAGGGUUCAAGAUCUUCCUGGACACUUUACACACGCAACAAGAUGAUUGACCUAAGCUUCCUUACAGAGGAGGAACAAGAGGCGAUAAUGAAGGUGCUGCAACGGGAUGCGGAGCUUAAAAGAGCUGAAGAAGAGAGAGUCAGGCAUUUACCAGAAAAAGUCAAAGAUGAUGUUCAGCUAAAGAAUAUGAGUGGGCAGUGGUUUUAUGAAGCGAAGUCAAAGAGGCACAGAGAUAAGAUACAUGGAGCAGAUAUUAUUCGAGCUUCCAUGCGACGGAAGCCUGCCACUCUUGCUGAAGUGAGUCAGAAUAAAUCAAACAAAGCAAAGAACAGCUGGGUGAGCAAUGUUAAUAAAGAAGUCUUUGUACCACCAGAACUACAUGGCUUUGUGGAACAUCAGGAAGAAGAACAACUACUGAAAUCUGGUUCAAGUUCUAAAACGAUAACCUCUGUGUUAGACAAACCAGAGGAAAGACCUAGGAAGGCAGCAGUCUCACCAGUAAAGCAAAGGAGAAAUCCGUUUAAUUCCACUGCAUCAGGUGAUAACUUGAACAGUGGGGAAUCAGAAAUCAGACCAGCCGCUCUACCUCAGCUACCAAAGAAGGAAGCUUUGUCACUCUCAGAAGAGAGCCAACCUGAACCAAACUUAAAAAAUUAUGAAACAGAGGAACAUAAGAAGCCUUCUGUAGAACCUACUGAUGAAUCACAGAAAGGACUAGUUAAGCGUCCUGUCCCAAAAGCUAGAAAAUUAAUUCAUAAGGCAACAGAUCCCGUGUCCCAAAGAGAAGACUCUGUUCCAAAACCAGCCAAACAGACUGCGAAGAACAAUGGCGUCGGUACACCACCCAGGGGCAUUCUGAAGCGCAGUUCAAGUUCAAGUUCCACUGACUCAGAAGUUCGUGUUAGUCAGAUGUUAGAUGUUCAGAAAAAGAAUGCUCUUCCUACUGCAACUAUUUUUGAAGGAGAAGCAGAGAAGAACUCUCUUACGGAAGAAGUGGAAGACUCCACACACAUUUCACUGGAAAAACUGAAACAAGUGAGGUUCUCAUCUAGCACAGAUAAAGGAGAACCUCUGCAAAGCCCACAGCUACACCGUGGUAGAGAAAAAGGAGAGUUUGAUUUGUUAGAAUCUGAUGAAAAGAAGAGUGGUGGAAAUAAUGCUAUUAAAUCAGAUUCAUUUGGGAAUAAGCAAACUUCUGCUGUAAAGCCUCUGGGAACCUAUUCAUCAGCUUUACAAGUAAAACCAACAGAUGCCUUACGAGAUGAUACAUCAGCAUCUGGUCCUUGUGACACUAAUAGGUCAGUCGUCCUCGUUAAUGAAGCCUUGCAGACAAAGACCGUUACUCCUAAGAAACUUGAAACUUCACAGAAGACCUCCAGCAACAGCCUGCCAAACAGCAAUAAUGAGCUGAGUGUUGAUGAGACACAGGAAAAUAAAGCCCACCAGUUCUUGAGCCCACCAGUUCAUGAAUCAAAGUCACACAAAAACUUUGCUGAUGAACAUCAGCUUUCUGCUAAGACAGAAGCACAUGAGGUGUCAAAUACCAAUUCUACAAGUCUUCAGCAAGGUAAGCCUGAUCUUGUUGAGGAGCGAGGUGCUAAAACCACUUUCAAGCCUGACAAACAUGCUGAUGAACUCAUGAAAGUUGCCGAUGAAUCUGUAUCAAAAGUUUUAGAUUGGUUCAAAAGAAGUUCUGGUACUGAAGAUAGGAAACAUGUAUCAGCUAGAUCCCAAGGCAAGGAACCCGAAAAGGAAGUGGACUUCUCAACCAGAACAGCAGUUCUUCCUACAGAACACAGUGAGCCUAGCAUAGACGGAAAGACAGAAGUUACAGAAGAGUUACCCUUUAGAAAGAUUGAACAACAGAACAGUAUUUCACCUGCAUCAUUUAUUUCAGAAGAUAUACAGCUGGUAAACGAGAGGUUGAAACCUAGGAAAGGGGAAGAGAACGCGGCUCCAAAUGACAAACUGCUAACUGAAUUAGACUCUACAAGUCCUGAAGAAAAAGAAUAUCACCAAGACAUCAAGCAACAAAAUAAAAAAUCAAAUCUCACGGAACAUCAAGAACACAAGCUACCAUCUCAGAAAUGUGAAUCGGAGAAGGCAAUACAAUUAAAAAGUAGACUAAGGAAGAUCAGAGCUUUCUGGGAAGGGGAUAAAACUAUGCCCAGUCACAGAGAGAAAGAAGUUAGUAUCAACACUAAUGCAUCAGGUGGCGGUGCCUUGAAAGGUCUUAGAGAAAGUGACAAAAUAAAACCAACUGCAGUAUACCGACCUAAUGGAUUGCAUGAUGAAAGCAAGAAUACAUUAAGAAGUGCUGAACUAAGUUGUGCAAACCAGGCUUCAAGAAAUGAACAUCAAAACUCUUUUGAGUUUGGACCAGGCCACGCAGUUGAAAAGCCAGAAAGAACACUUUCAUCUGAUGGCGAAGUUCAUGAAUAUACAGAAUCGCCAAAAGCCAAUAACUGGCAGCCAAGUGUUGGUGCCACUUUAGCUUCCCCAGAAAGCAGAGGCAAAAAUGAGAAAGAAACACGUGAAGGAAAAGUUGCUGCUUGUUCCCAACAGAAGCCCAGCUUCCAGGUUUUGUCUUUGAAAGAAAAAAUGAAUGAAAAGUCCAAGAAUCAAAUUUCAGAUCCUUCACAGUUCCAGAUUUUGAGAAACUUCUGGGAUACCAGAGUUAAAUUACAGAGCAACGUUGAUAGGGGAGAUGUUUCUUUGCCAAAUAACACUAGUUCAAUAACCUAUGAAAGAAAAUCAGAGGAAGAUAAAGGCAGAAAUGAUGUGAGCAAGCAAGGAUUAAUUCAGCAACAACCCCAAACAUCUGAGAGAGAAAAAACACAGACACUAGAUUCUGUGGCAUGUGAACUGCCUCUAGGAACUCCUACCCUGAAAGGUCUGAACGUGACACAUACAGAAAAUACAGAUGCUGUCCAGCUGGACAGAAAACCAGUUAUCUCAAAACCUCAGGAAAAGAUGGGUCUUCCAGAGCAAGAAGUUAAGGAAUGUGUAGAAAAAAGUGUUGUGUCAUCAAAAGACCAUCACAUUUCCUUGCAGUUGCUCCAAUCAGCUGGUGAUAAAGAUGCUUUAAAGGAGACAGCAGUAGAUGACUGCCUAUGUUUACCUAUAGAAAAAGUGGAGAACAAGACUACUCCAUUAGAUAUCCAUCUUCCUAAAGAGGAAGUCAAUGAGACUAUUGAAAAGUCUGUUGCCCCCUCCAGGGCCAAAGAGGAAUUAAACCCUGUUUUGAUGGCUUUGAAAAGGAGUGCAGAUAGGAAAAUGCCUUCCAAAAGUCUAGAGGACAUUCCAUCAGCCACCUCAAAUAAAGGAAAAAUAAAUAAUCCAAAGGAAGAAUUAGCUCUUAGUGCUGAAGAUGGUCCAAAACCUGAUCAGCAUCAAGAGAAGAAUGAAAAUGCAGCAGGAAUUUCCACAGUGCCUUCGCAGCCUGAGAAGCUGUCUUCCAAUCCUGAAAAACUCAAAGGAUUAAGCAAGUCAGUACCAUCAUUCCUACAGGAAGAGAGUGAUGACAGAGAGACAGAUACAGCAUCAGACAGCAGUUGUUCCCUUGGCAGAAUCAAGAAGAGUCCCAGCUCUCUAACCAAUCUUAGCGGCUCUUCUGGCAUGGCCUCCUUAUCCUCUGUGAGCGGAAGCCUAAUGAGCAUCUGUAGCGCAGACUUUGGCAACGUUGAUGUGAAGGGGAACAUUCAGUUCGGUAUUGAUUAUGUAGAACAGCUAAAUGAGCUCCACAUUUUUAUUUGCCAGUGUAAAGACUUGGCAGUGGCAGAUGUUAAGCGACAGCGUUCAGACCCGUAUGUAAAGACCUACCUGCUUCCAGAGAAAUACAAGCUGGGCAAACGGAAGACCUCUGUCAAAAAGAAAACUUUUAAUCCAGUCUAUAAUGAAAUACUGCGGUAUAAAAUUGAGAAGGGUCUUCUAAAGAACCAAAGCCUUAAUAUCUCUGUGUGGCACAACGAUACCUUUGGGAGGAAUAGCUUCCUUGGUGAAGUGGAGCUGGAUUUAGGAACUUGGGACUGGAACGAUAAAGCCAACAAGCAGAACAACUGGUUUCCACUCAAGCCAAGGACUUCAACAAUGGCUUUUAAACUGGAAAACCGAGGGGAGAUGAAACUAGCCCUCCAGUAUGUCCCACACCCUGUUGGAGGAAAGAAGACUCUGUCUACUGGUGAGGUCCACAUCUGGGUGAAGGAAUGCCAUGACCUUCCCCUUCUGAGAGGCAACAGGCUCAACUCUUUUAUUAAGUGUACCGUUCUUCCAGAUACUAGCAGGAAAAGUCGUCAGAAAACAAGAACGGUGGCAAAAACUACAAACCCUGUAUUCAACCACACCAUGGUGUACGAUGGCUUCAGACCAGAAGACCUGAAAGAAGCCUGCAUAGAACUCACCGUCUGGGAUCACAACAAACUAGCUAAUCACUUUCUGGGAGGUCUCAGGAUAGGCCUUGGAACAGGCAAGAGCUAUGGAACUACAGUAGACUGGAUGGAUUCUACGUCAGAUGAAACUGCCCUAUGGGAGAAGAUGAUGAACUCGCCCAACACAUGGGUAGAAGACACACUACCUCUCAGGAUGCUAAUGGUUGCAAAAUUGACAAAAUAAGGUGACUUUUUAAUUGCUAGUGCCAAGAAGCAACCUUGGGAAUGACAUUAAAGGUGUGGGGGUGAAACUUGGAAGAGGAACGCAGUAGCUCUUACGACAGUCUCUGCUCCGAUUGCUGUUCCAGUUUUGUGCUGCCUAAUGUCACUUUGUAUUUCAAAUUAAACUCCUGCCUGCAGAUUAUUAUGGACAUUUAAUGGAUCCUUUUACUUCUUAUUCACUGAAAAAGGCUUCAAGAACGAAUGUGCUUAGAGAAUUCGGUGGUAGAGGUAGCUGUGAUACCUGGACACCUGUGUUGCCUAACUGGAGCAUUGCUGAUCCCUUAAAUAAUCUCAAUCGCCAGCAAAAAAGUAAGAGCAAGUCGACUCUUUUUGUACACUUCUAGGCUUGUUCAUGAAGCAUUACUACUAAGAUAGCAACAGGUCACAUUUUGUUCCUGCUCAUCAGUAUGUGUUUGUGUCCUCGUUACAUCACGUCAGAGCUCUCCAGCCAGGAAUGUGAGCAUGAAGAAUAUUUGUUUUUUGAAAGUUGCUGUAUUUGUAGUUGUACAUUUCUAGGGUAUGAAAGUCGCUUCUCUAAUGAAAGAAGCAUUACAUGAAGUGGUACUGCGAUGUCCUGUUCUGCAAAGUGCAGAGGGCUGUUAAUUCCAAUGUACUAUCAAAAAUCAGGGUUAUAAAAUAUUUGCUUAUAUAUGUGUCAAUUGUCUUGCUGGUAUACAAACCUUACUCUUAAAUGCUGAAGGCAUAGAGGUCAAAAUUCUUUUAAUCCUGUGCUAUUCUAAAAGAUCUAAACCUGCCAAUUUUAGUGAUGACAAAUACGUUGGGUAUUUAUUCUGUAAAGUGUGCUCGUCUCUACCUGAGUACAGUAUGUAGUAGCUUGGUUUUUUUACAAAAAGUAAUUUAUCUGGGCUUCAGCGCCACCGUUAGGAGAACGCUGGGAUUAUGGUGGUCUUGGUUUAGGUGGCUUUGCAGCAUAUAGGAAAUAGGACUGGAAUUUGUAACUUGUAGAAAAGCAUGCUACUAAAGAAAGAUAAAUGCAUAAAAUACAAAAUGUACUACUUUUUUUUUUUUUAAUAAAAGUAGCCUAUUAAAACUAA
Molecule: messenger RNA, 6466 nt
Organism: Phalacrocorax carbo (great cormorant)
Lineage: Eukaryota; Metazoa; Chordata; Aves; Suliformes; Phalacrocoracidae
Source: RefSeq, a predicted model, not a curated record